AUGGUUGCGACAAACAUUCUGGAUGGUCACAAUCGGAAAGCACAAAUGUUGGCAAUGGGCGGAAUCGAAUUGCAAUCAGUUUUCUAUGGGAAACCGGGUGCCGAUAUCGACGGUUUAGAUGGAUCGGAUCCUUAUCAGAGAGCGAAAGAGAAGCUUACAGAUCACUUUUCCCCAAAACAACACGAAAGCUUUGAAAGAUAUCAAUUCUGGUCCAUGAUCCCAGGAAAUGACGAACCCAUUGAAAAGUUUAUGCUUCGUGUUCAACAAAGAGCAGAAAAGUGUUCAUUUGGCCAAACUGAACUCGAAUGCCGUCAGAUUGCGAUAAUUGAUAAAGUGAUCCAGAAUGCCCCUGAAGACCUACGUCGUAAACUAUUGGAGAAAGAUCAUUUGACUUUGGAUGACACUACAAAAAUCGUGAAUGCGUAUCAGUCAGUUAAGUAUCAAGCAGAGCAGAUGAAAUCCAAAUCAUCGCACCAGAUCGAGAUAAACAGAUUGGUUACACGAAGACCUAACGUCCCAUUGUACAGAGAUUCUUGGUUACCUGCAUACAAAAAUAAAUGUGAUCGUUGCGGCCGUUUGAAAUAUAGAGGAACUGAGCAAUGCCCAGCCAUUGACAAAGUUUGCCACCGUUGUCAUAAAUCCGGUCAUCUCCAAGUGGUGUGUAAAUCUAAUCAGCCAACGCAUUCCAGAUAUUCGAAGCGUAGGUUCGUAUCAUCAGGUGACAGUCGCCCGGGUCUCUUUCCGAAACGUUCUAGAAACGUGAUGAACAUUAAUACUCCCGAAAGCGUUACUGAGACGACCGAAAAUUUCCCGGUAUAUAAAAUUAAUGAUGACAACGAUGAGCUUGUUAGAUGUUCGGUCGGAGGUGUUUCGAUAGACAUGUUGGUUGAUUCUGGAUCCACUUACAACUUGAUCGAUGAUACAACUUGGGCAUUAAUGAAGCUGAAAGGGGCGAAGAUUCAUUCAGAACGAUAUGAUAAUGCAAAGCGAUUUUUGGCACACGGUAGAGUUCCUCUAGAUUUGUUGACGGUUUUCGAUGCAACUCUGGAAGUGACGGAUGGAUCAGAAAUAAUUUCAACGGAAACAACAUUCUUCGUCAUCAGAGGGGGACAACAAGCUUUGCUUGGAAAAGUAACAGAUUGCCAGCUUGGUCUCCUGCGUGUCGGCCUCCCCAGUGUGAUUCGAGAGGGUGUAAAUCAGAUCAAUACAGAUAAACAGUUCCCAAAAAUCAAAGAUUUUAAGCUUAUGUUACCCAUUGACCGUAGCAUACCUCCAGUGAUCCAACCUCUCCGCCGUUGUCCGAUUCCUAUCCUUGAGAAGGUCAAGGAAAAGCUCGAUGAACUAUUACAAAUGGAAAUUAUAGAAAAGGUGACAAAACCAUCCUCGUGGGUUUCACCUUUAGUACUCAUUAUGAAGGAUGGCGGAGAGCCGCGCCUUUGUCUGGACAUGAGGCGUGCGAAUCAAGCUGUCCAACGUCUGAAUCAUCCUCUACCGGUUUUCGAAGACCUGCUUCCCAGAUUCAACGGUGCCAAGUUUUUCAUCACGCUUGAUAUUAAACAAGCCUUUCAUCAAGUCGAACUUGCAGAAGAAAGUCGUGACAUAACAACAUUCAUCACCAAUUGGGGCCUAUUCAGGUAUACACGAUUACUCUUCGGGAUUAACUAUGCACCGGAGUUUUUCCAGCAUUUAAUGGAGAGCAUACUAGCCGGUUGUCCUAACACGGUUGUAUUUAUCGAUGACAUUAUGGGGGGAGAAACGGAGAAAGAACAUGACAAUGCAGUGAAGACAACACUAUCAGUUUUGAGCAGCCAUGGGAUCGAGCUAAACGUGCACAAAUGCAAGUUUAAACAAUUGGAAGUUAUGUUCCUGGGGCAUCGCUUAACAGAAAACGGAGUUCUACCCUCGGAUGAUAAGAUCAAGUCUAUUCUCAGUUUUCGUCCGCCGCGUUCUAAAGAAGAACUGCGUAGCUUUCUUGGUUUAGUCACGUACGUGUCCCACUUCAUUCCAGAUCUUGCGACAGUCAGCAGCCCGUUAAGAGAACUGCUGAAAAACUCAACAGUGUUCCAGUGGGGCUUUAAUCAUGAACAGUCAUUUCAGUCGUUGAAGAAUCGAAUCGGAUCUGUUCACCAUUUGGGAUAUUAUGACCCUAAAGAUCGUACAGUGCUAAUAACAGACGCGUCAGGAGCAGGACUCGGAGCUGUACUGGUACAGUACAAGGGAGAUGUGCCACGAGUAAUAAGUUAUGCUUCACGCAGUCUGUCUGAUACUGAAAAACGUUAUCCUCCGAUAGAGCUCGAAGCUCUAGCCAUCGUUUGGGCGGUUGAACGCUUCAAGGUCUACUUAUUGGGAAUUUCUUUCAUCCUGGAAACUGACCAUCGACCGUUGGAGGUUUUAUUCACAUUUUAUUCACAAAUCUCGUCCUACUGCACGAAUCGAACGAUGGAUACUUAG
Molecule: messenger RNA, 2451 nt
Organism: Toxorhynchites rutilus septentrionalis
Lineage: Eukaryota; Metazoa; Arthropoda; Insecta; Diptera; Culicidae
Exons: 1
Coding region: 1-2451 (816 amino acids)
Biological process (GO): proteolysis
Molecular function (GO): aspartic-type endopeptidase activity
Source: RefSeq, a predicted model, not a curated record